AUGUAUAAUCAUCGAGGAAACGAUCGCGCUCCGAUGCCGGUCAACGACGAGUUUCUAGUGCGAUAUGGUGCUAAAAGACUGCGAAAUGGCGAUUUGACGGAUCGAGAUGGCUACACACUUCGCACACGGGAUCCGUAUUGUCGAGCGCCAUCCCCUCCACGACACAAUCCAGGACGAGAUGCUCGCCGAGCCGAAACUUCACGACCCGAAAGUUAUGCGAUCCGGCCGGAAUCCGACGAUAAGGAGAUAGAAGAGCGUAUGAAUAAGAGAGCCCGUCAACAAGCGGAAAUAAUGAAGCGGAUACGAGAGCAGGCGAACGACGCUGAAAGAAAUGGCAAAAAGCGUGAGAAACCCCAAAAAUCACCGCCGAAAAACGACAAAAAAGUGGCAGAAGACGUCGAGGGAGAGGAUGAGUACGAGGAGGACGAACCGCCGCCGCCGAAGAAACCCACCCCAUCCACGUCUUCGAAAUCUACCGUACACACUCAAUUCAUGCGAAAAACGCUUCUCCCGGCUCCGCCCCUUUGCACGUCAUCAGCCGCAACGUCUUCUGGCCCAAAACCGACGAAUUUCAACGAAAAACCACAAAACGACCCGCCGCCGCGUGUUACAAAGCAAAGAGAGUGGUUACAACAGUACCAGCAGCACGUGGAAGCGCUGAAAGAGCGGAUUUAUGGGCCACCAUCAUUCGGGCCGGGCGCUCCACAAUCAACCGGAUAUUUUUUCCAAGACAAACCGACGUCUUCUGGACCGCCGUCCACGUCAUCUGGAGGCUACAGUAACCCUCAAAACUACAGCAAUCCUCCAGCAGCGAGCUACGCGGAUCCGUUUGGCGUUGAAGCCUAUCGUCAAAACUACAGUAAUCCCGGUGGAUCUGCCUACAGUAACCCUCCCAGCUACAGUAAUCCAAGGGCUACAGUACCCUACCAAAUGCCGCUCCCACCGCCUGGCGUCGUUGGAUUCGAAGCGCCAACGACGUCUUCUGGAAGUCGAUAUUCUGAAACGUUUGGUUCAUGGACCAGAAAUCAUGAUUCUGUAGAGCGAUUGGCUCAACAAGCUCCGCACCCUCCACCCCCUCUGCCAAAACCUGCACAUCAAACUUCGAAUUUCUACAGUAACCCAAUUGACGAUUCGUCGGAUUCUGAAGAGGACGAAGCGAUUCGAAAAUUGAAGGAAAUUUGUCGAAAUUAUGGAUCCAGAUGA
Caenorhabditis briggsae is the source of this 1203-nucleotide messenger RNA. Bases 1 to 1203 code for a protein of 400 amino acids. The record is from RefSeq and is a predicted model, not a curated record. Lineage: Eukaryota; Metazoa; Nematoda; Chromadorea; Rhabditida; Rhabditidae. The transcript has 8 exons.